AUGUGUGAUAUUAUGAAAUAUCAUAAUAAUAAUUUAACAAAGCUUGAAGUUAUUGUGGCUGAUAAAGAUAUGGCAGAUAGAAGUGCCUUCUAUGAAAGUUUCCCAGCAGUAAAUAUUCACAUAUGUAUUUUUCAUGCUUUGAGGAUAUUUAAAAGAGAGAUUACAGCUGAAAAGAGAAAAAUUACUACAUCUGAAGUUAAAACAGUGCUGGAAAUACUAGGAAAAAUGGUAUACAGUAAGACUGAAGAUGUAUACAAUUAUCUUUACGAGAAACUUAUAGAUUUAAAAUUGCCCUUAGUUUCUUUGUAUUUUAAUACACAUUGGCACUUUAUUAGAAAAGAAUGGGUGAUAUAUUGGAGAAAUGAGUCACCACAUCUGCUCAAUUUUACUAACAAUCGUUUAGAAUCUCUUAAUCAAAAAAUUAAAAGAGUUGUAAAUAAAUAUUCUCCUUUAAAUGAUCUUUUUUCAGAUUUAUCAACAGUAGUUAGUUCUCAAGCCUUUGAAAGGCAUCACAGAAAUAUAAUGUGUAUUGAGAGGCUACCAUGUGUCACCUACGCAUGUUAUACUCCAGAAAAUUUGUAUUCAAUUCUUUUAACACCAUAUGCCUUUAAAAUUAUUUUAAAUGAAAUCUCAUUUCAUAAUCAAAUACAUCUAUUAAAUAUUGAUACUAUUUUAAACCAUGCGUUGGUCUGUGAAAAGGGUGUAGAAUUUAAAAUUACACUAAAAUCAUGUGCAUGUGGCUUUUUGACUUGCAUAAAGCUGCCUUGUCGCCACAUAUUAGCACUUCAUGCUGCCUUAAAAUUGGAUAUUUAUCUUAAUCAUCUCUGUGGAGAGAGGUGGACUAAAAAAUAUACACAGGAUAGCUCAAUAUUGUCACCUGAAGAUUCUUCUCUGUCUCAGUCAUAUUUAAACAUUUCCCAACAUCAUGAUUUUCCAUGCACAAAAAAUUUGUCAACCAAUGAAAAAUUUAAACAAGUUCAAAGAAUAUUGAUGCCCUUUUCAAGUUUAACAUCUCAGCUUCCUCAAGAAAUUUUUGAUGUAUUUAUCGAAAAACUAAAAAAACUUGAUAGUAUAGUUCAAGCUGGAAAAUAUUUUGAUAUCAUUGAAGUGAAUCAAAGUAUAUUUCCCAAUCCCAUAGUUAUUCCAAAGAUAAACAUUAUACAAGGUUAG
Molecule: messenger RNA, 1170 nt
Organism: Gordionus sp. m RMFG-2023
Lineage: Eukaryota; Metazoa; Nematomorpha; Gordioida; Chordodea; Parachordodidae
Exons: 1
Coding region: 1-1170 (389 amino acids)
Biological process (GO): DNA transposition
Molecular function (GO): DNA binding; zinc ion binding; transposase activity
Source: RefSeq, a predicted model, not a curated record